UCCUCCCCACUGAUCGUCACAGAGUUUAACGUGGGGAGGGGGGAAGGACCAGAGGCAGGUUUAGACCAAACACACAAGUCCAGGCGGCUCCCAACACAAUCAACAAGGAAGAACCAGGCCACACCUGAAGAGGCAGGACAGAUUGUGUGGACGGAGACAAGAGAAGAAACUGGCGAGAUGUGAACCAGCAGAAUAGCCAAUUUUACUUCAUUGUCUGAUGAAACAAAGCAAUACAAGGAAAGUGGUGUCUGCCAUCAGUAGCCUUCCUCUAUGGGGAAGUGAGGGACAUAAAUAGCCCACUUUGGGACACUAAAGAUGGAGUCACCAGGCAGAGAGGAGGAGACAUACGUGCUGGUGGAAUAUGCCUUUGAAUAUACCUCCAAGGAUGGCCAAGUCAUCACAAUCAAACCCAAUGAGAGAUACAUACUUUUAAGACGAACCAACGACCACUGGUGGCAUGUUAGGAAGAGCAAAAAUUCCAGGCCUUUUUACAUUCCAGCUAAGUAUGUUAGAGAGUUGAACCCCUUCAUGCCCUCUGAGAGGCCAUGUCAUACAACACAGCUGGAGGCUAUCAAUUUGGGGACCUCCAUUGGAGUUGCCAAUGAUCAAUUGCCAGACUAUGAAUAUCGAUUUGUGACAGCUGUUCAAGAAUGCAAAACAGAUACCUCACAGCAAUAUCCCAGCUCAUUAUGGAUGGGAACAUUAAUGUCUCUGGAAGAUAAUGGGAAGAAUCUACACAAUUCUGGAGCAGCAAGAGGCACACAACUCUCUCUCAGUGCCUCAUACAGUUCUCUUAAGCCACUUUACCUGACAGACUCUAAUCAUCCUAUGGCGAGUCAAGGUGGUUCUGCUGAACACAUGAGGCCUGCUGUAUCUCUGAAUGACUUGCCAAGAUUCACACCUCCCACCCAGACAGAUGUGGGAAAUUCAGGAUUGUACAAAACUGCUUCAUGGGCUCAACCUCACCCAUUUCUGAAGAACAGUUCUGAAAACAUCCGUAAAUUGGUGAAGGACCAAGUGAUACAAGACAUGCAGGAAUGCUGUGCCAAAGAGUUGCUUGAAGAUGUGGCUACAGAUCCAGUAUAUGUGAACUUACAAGAACUACAGUUGGAGCACAGUACUACCACUGCCAGAGAUUCCCAGUCCCCAUUUCAGUUGUGCCUCAGCAACUCUUUGAACAACUGGGAAAUUCACACCGACACCAAAAGUGGUCAUUUCUUCUAUUAUAAUUCUGUGACUGGUCAGACAACUUGGGAGUCUCCCUUUGGGGCUCCCUUUGGGGAUAGUGUGAGUCUUUCCCACUCUCACUGUCCCAGCCCUGUCUCAUCUGCUGAAUGGAACCAAUAUGUAGAUAAGGCCAGUGGGCAAAUAUUUUUCUAUAAUGCAGCAACAGGUGAGACUUCGUGGGAGGCACCCCAAGAAACUUUCAAUCCCCCAGAGAUGCGGCCUGCAUUUACUAGAAGAUCUUCAGAUCGGAGGCCACCAACUCCAGAAACUGACUACCCAAAAUUUUCUUCUUAUGAACAUGAAGUCUCUCCAAAGGAAGGUUAUUCUCCAGAUGGAUCCUACAAGCAAUUUGACUAUGCUGGUAUUCCUUCAUCAGACCAGGGUUGUGCUUCCCCUGGCACUUCAGAAACAUCAAUGUUUGAGGUCCCAGACAUGGUGACCACUUCUGGCAAGCGCCCGAGCACCAGUAGUGGAUCUAGUCGUGGCAGCAGUUCUUUUGCAAGUUGGUUCCCCAGCCAGUCAGUUCACCCUGGGUCAAAAGAUAAGCAGCUGAAAUCUCUUGAGAAAGCUGGGAUGCUAUAUCGGACAAGAACUGCUGAUAAAGGGAAACGGCUGAGGAAGAACUGGGCCUGUGUAUGGACAGUCUUGGAAGGUGGUGCCUUAAUAUUUUUCAAGGACUCCAAGCAUUCAUCUUCCAGUAGUACAAAGUAUCCCUCUGUGCUAAGCAACCCAGAGUUUAACGUGAAUCUUCAUGGUGCAUCUCUUUCCUGGGCCCACAAAGACAGGUCAAGUAGGAAAAAUGUUUUGGAGCUGAAGACACAGGAUGGCUCAGAGUAUUUGAUCCAACAUGAUUUGGACUCCAUUGCCAGCAUGUGGCACAGUGCAAUUAGUCAUAGAAUUGGCAGACUGUCUAUAGAUUUCCCUUUGGAAGUGGUUGAUGAUAAUUUAGCAGCUGUAAAAUCCAAGGAACAAACCGGAGGGAGCAAAGAGAAAGAAAGUGAAAAAAAGCAUCCAGCUUUCUGGCACUCUCAUGGUUCCGAUAGUGAUUCCAGCAAAAUCCGCUAUAUGCUCAGGAAAUUUCUGCUGAAGCGUCCACCUCUACAGUACCUGAGAGAUCGAGGCUACAUUAAAGAUCAGGUAUUUGGAUGUUCUCUUCAAGUUCUUUGUGAUCGUGAAAAAAGUACAGUGCCUUACUUCGUCAGGCAGUGCAUCGCCACUGUGGAGAAAAGAGGCUUGGAUAUUGAUGGACUUUAUCGGAUAAGUGGUAACCUGGCUACAAUACAAAAUUUGCGCUACAGAGUUGACCACGAUGAGUAUCUGGAUCUUGAUAGUGGCCAGUGGGAUGAUGUUCAUGUCAUCACUGGGGCACUCAAACUCUUCUUCCGCGAACUACCCGAACCGCUUUUCCCCUUCAGAUUUUUCAACCGAUUAAUUGCUGCUGCUGAAGUUAUAGACCCCGCAAAGCGAAGGCAUCAUUUACGAGAGGUUGUGCAUUCUCUACCUCCUGCUAAUUUCAAUACCUCAAGAGUUCUCUUCCAGCAUCUUUCCAGGGUUGUAGAGUUCCGGGAGAAGAACCGCAUGUCCCAGCAGAGUGUUGCAAUUGUUUUUGGGCCAACUUUAUUGAGGCCACAGGAUGAAGAAGAAAAUAUAGCGAUGUACAUGUUUUUCCAGAAUCAGGUUAUGGAGCAGAUCCUUAGUCAGACCAGUUACAUAUUCCCAGAAAGCUAGACAUAGAGCUGUAUAAUGGAGUGACUGCAAUGUGAGAACCACUCCUGCUGCUGUAAGGAAAGAGGGGUCACUGGCUAGAGCCACAGAUAAGGAAAUGAAGCUGGGAGAGAAACAUUUGGCAAGCAAGCAAAUCUUCUCUGCUGGAUUCAAAAAGUUUGUUUUUGUAGGUUGGAAACAUGGGUGAGUAAACCCUGUUGGACAAGUAAUGGGCUAAUUUCCUGGCAUGGCAUUCUGCAUCAGUAAUUUUCAACACUUUCGUUGACUAUGACUUGGUGUGGGUAACGUGUGGGGAAAAUGGGAGGUUUUGUGAGUGAAUCUAAAGAUUUAUUUUUCAACUGAAGUAAUUAUUUUUCAAGCAAUACUACUUGCUGUGAAGGAGUUGAAGGAAACAGUAUACCAAUUAAUAUAUUUUGAAUUUUCAGGAGGAUUUUCUUUAAUGAAGCAUUGUUGAAAAUGUGAGAUGGGCUUGAAGAAAGUCAGACUUUCAUUUGGGCUAACAUUGAUUACUCUGACCACACUUUAUUGACUGCAUGGCAUAAAAUGUCACAGUACUAAUAUAUGAUCACAGUAUUGGCAUUGUAAUACAGAAUACAGAUUUGUUAUAUUAAUUUCUGUGUAUCCGUUGCUUGUUCCAAUAUAUGUGUAAAUUAUCUGAGGUAAGAUAACUUGCACUU
This is a messenger RNA of Notechis scutatus (mainland tiger snake), 3629 nucleotides long. NCBI's taxonomy places the organism in Eukaryota, Metazoa, Chordata, Lepidosauria, Squamata, Elapidae. The record is from RefSeq and is a predicted model, not a curated record.